AUGGCUUCGGAGGACGAGGUCGAGACUUUCUUCUUGAAUGGAACGGAAAAUGACAAAGGGUUGGGUCAAUACACACCCCCGGCAUCUUUUGCGCAAUCAGUACGAAUACUAAAAGGAUCCGGGUGUUGUGACGACAGUUCGAGCAUGGCCGGUAAGCAUCAAUACAACAGCAUGUCCGAUUCUGACGAGGCCAAGUCCCCGUUGAUGGCUCUGGAGCACCAAGAGACUCGCAUUCCCGACUUGGUCCACGAGAAUCCACCGUGGGUGGAAACCUCACGCGCGAGCACGCCAGGAGAGACGAGGCCGCCUUCCGUGUCAUUUUCCCUUCAAUCAUACCUGGAUGAUGAAAAUGACCUGGAGAAGAGGCUCGUGGGAGCUGCGGAGCUCAGCCCAGGUUUCCAGGCACAUCACAUGGUGAAACAGGAGGUACGGGCGCAAGGGUCGAACCACAAAGCAGCCACAGCCGCCUCGGCAGCUCUGCCCGGCUUGGAAACGACCAAUGUUGACGACGGAGGCUUGUCUCAAUUGCCGGCCAUGUCGGCGGCUGAGGAGGACGGCACAGACGCGCUCACUCACGAAGGCAUGUCUCUGGGCUCGCACUCUCCACGUUCAACGACGACUCGGGCAUCGGCUUCGACCCUUUCAUCCAAAGGGUCGUCGAACGACCAGGCCUUGGCCCCUGGCUCGGUCUCUAGUCGCCACGUAGCUAUCCAUCGGCAAUUGGAAGAAGCAGGAUUAUCUGGUCUUGGUGAUGGAUCCCACAGUUUCAACUUGUAUCAUCGGUACGAAUCGUUUGACCUUGCAGAUGUCUUGUUUUUUUAUUUUCCUUCUUUUAUUUUUUUUCUCAAGUCACUGGCUGACGAUGCUGCUGCAACCAGGGCCGGUACGUUGGACACGAAACGAUGGCGCGUGCAUAAAAAGAAACGGAUGGUGCGUCGUGGGAUGCGAGAAGAGGGUCAGCAGAAGAAAUAA
Ustilaginoidea virens is the source of this 972-nucleotide messenger RNA. RefSeq lists its product as uncharacterized. Lineage: Eukaryota; Fungi; Ascomycota; Sordariomycetes; Hypocreales; Clavicipitaceae. The record is from RefSeq and is a predicted model, not a curated record. Bases 1 to 972 code for a protein of 323 amino acids. The transcript has a single exon.